Prunus avium (sweet cherry) is the source of this 2274-nucleotide messenger RNA. The record is from RefSeq and is a predicted model, not a curated record. Lineage: Eukaryota; Viridiplantae; Streptophyta; Magnoliopsida; Rosales; Rosaceae.
GUUUUUCUCACCGGUGCCAUAAGGAUUCUAACCUGAGUUUGCCAAGACCCUUCUCCACAAAAAAAAACUUUCUUAUAAUUUUGCUAUUCUUGGCCAGUAACACAAUGACACAUGGGCUAAUUUUUUCAUGUGUCAUUGUGUUAUUUGCCGAGAUAGUUGCAACUUUGCAUGAGAGUUUCUUUCAAUAGUGUUAGCAAGUGACUUUUUUUCUUAAAUAAAUACAUGAAAAUAUAAGAGAACUCACGUGCAUUCAGCAUGCACAGCUAAACCCUUCCAAAAACCCCAUUCAAACUCUAAGUCUUCGAGUGUCCAACAAGCUCCUCCUCUCCAAAAUGAACCAAGUCUCAAUACAACCACCCCCUCCUCCACCGCAUCCACCCAACGCCGACCCUCGCAUCCUCCACGCCCGAGCCAUCACCGCCGCCAACAUCGACCGUUCCCUCCGCAAUAACCUCAUCACUCUCUACUCCAAGUCCAAUCUCCUCUCCUACUCUCUCCGCCUCUUUCACCAAAUCUCUUCUCCCAAUGUCGUCUCAUGGACGGCCGUGAUCUCGGCCCACUGCAACACCCUCUUCGCCCUCCAACACUUUGUUUCCAUGCUCCGCCACCCCACUUUCCCCAACCAGCGCACCUUCGCUUCCCUCUUCAAAACCUGCGCUUCUCUCCCUUCUCUCUCCUUCGGCCUUGCCCUCCACUCCCUAUCUCUCAAGCUCGGCGUCUCGGCGCAGCCCUUUUCCGGGUCUGCCCUCAUUCAUUUCUACUCCAAAUGUCGCUUACCCAUUGAAGCCCGCAAGUUGCUCGAUGAAAUUCCCCACAAAGACGAGGUUUGUUAUGCCGCGGUGAUUGUUGGGUUGGCGCAGAACUCGAGACCCGUUGAGGCGUUGUCCACUUUUGCUGACAUGAAAUGUUCUGAUAUUGGGUCUACUAUGUAUAGUGUUUCCGGCGCACUUCGUGCUGCAAGGGAGCUUGCUGUGUCGGAGCAAUGUAGGAUCAUACAUUCUCAUGCUAUAGUUACGGGACUUGAUGGAAAUGUUAUUGUGGGGACGGCUUUGGUUGAUUCGUAUGGGAAAGCUGGGCUUGUGUCUGAUGCUAGACAGGUUUUUGAUGAGAACUUGUCAAGCAUGAACAUUGUGGGGUGGAAUGUGAUGCUGGCUGGAUAUGCACAACAGGGGGAUACGAAAUCGAUGCUUGAGAUUUUCAAUGCAAUGGAAGCUCGGGGUCUUGUGCCGGAUGAAUAUAGUUUUUUGGCAAUUUUAACGUCAUUUUGCAAUGCAGGUUUGGUUUCUGAGACUGAUUGGUGGCUGACCCGGAUGAAGGUAGAUUAUGGGUUGGAACCAGCGAUCGAGCAUUAUACGUGUUUGGUUGGUGCAAUGGGAAGAGCUGGUCAAUUGGAAGAGGCUGAAAGGGCUGCACUGACAAUGCCGUUGAUACCAGACGCUGCAGUGUGGCGAUCAUUGCUAUCAAGUUCAGCGUAUCAUAAAGCACCUGAUUUCGCUAGCUCCAUGGCUAAACGGUUAUUGGAAAUUGACCCACAUGAUGACUCUGCUUAUGUAAUUGCUGCAAAUGUGUUAUCAAACGCUGGAAGGUGGGAUGAAGUUGCAGAAGUGAGGAAGAUGAUGAAAGAUAGGAGGGUACAGAAGGACGGUGGAAGGAGUUGGAUCGAGGUACGGGGGAAAGUUCAUGUCUUUUUCGCCCGGGACAGAAGGCAUGAAAGAAUGAAUGAGAUCUAUGCUAAAUUGGUAGAGUUGAUGGAGGAGAUAGGAAAAUUAGGAUAUGUGCCGGUUUGGGAUGAGAUAUUGCAUGAAGUUGGGGAAUGGGAGAAAAAGGAAGCCCUUUGGUAUCACAGUGAGAAGUUGGCAGUAGCAUUUGCAGUGGUGAGUGGCGCGGCACCACCAGGCAAGUCAAUAAGGAUUGUGAAGAAUUUGAGGAUAUGCCGGGAUUGCCAUGAGGCAUUCAAGUAUAUCUGCAGAGUAUUGGAGAGGGAGAUCAUUGUGAGAGAUGUAAACAGAUACCAUAGAUUUGUUAAUGGUAGUUGUACUUGUGGAGAUAUAUGGUAGAUUGUUUAAUAUAGUUGAACAGAAGAGGAGAAGAAGAGGAAAAAGGAAAUGGGUUUGUGUUCAUUUUAUUUAGUUUGCUUUGUCGUUUGGGUUAUUCUUUUGGAUUAUGUUAAUAGAAAGUAGAAAAUAAAAUGAUUCUGAAAUGGAUUUUCUUGUUUCUUCCUGAGGAUUUAUUGGUCAUUGUAUUUUAUCUACAGAAAAGGAGAACCAAGAUGUU